This is a messenger RNA of Volvox carteri f. nagariensis, 2301 nucleotides long. RefSeq lists its product as uncharacterized. Gene Ontology annotation, molecular function: oxidoreductase activity, acting on paired donors, with incorporation or reduction of molecular oxygen. Bases 1 to 1785 code for a protein of 594 amino acids. The record is from RefSeq and is a predicted model, not a curated record. Gene Ontology annotation, biological process: carotenoid biosynthetic process. Lineage: Eukaryota; Viridiplantae; Chlorophyta; Chlorophyceae; Chlamydomonadales; Volvocaceae. The transcript has 13 exons.
AUGCUUCUCCAAGCGGGCAGCUGUCCCAGCGCCCUUCGCAGCGGUUUGCGGCCACAACGACUUGCUCGCGUUACUCCGCUCGUCCCAUCUUUGCGUCGCUGCACGCGCGCUGUCAUAGCUGCUGCACAAAAGGCGGCUUUUUCAUCCGGGCCAUACCCAAUCCCAGAAGGCCCCGCCAGCCACUACUACCGCGAGACGGAGAGCUGGCCGACCGAGGAAACACUGCCGCUGCAGCAACACAACCUGGAGCAGCAGCCUUACGUGGACUUAAUCGUAGCUGGUGCUGGACCCGCGGGCGUUGCAGCGGCAGGGCGAGUCGCAGCGGCCGGAUUCUCCGUCUGUGUCAUCGACCCUGAGCCGCUGGCCCAUUGGCCCAAUAAUUAUGGCGUCUGGCUUGAUGAAUUUCAGGCGAUGGGCCUCGAGGACUCCCUCCACGUCAUUUGGCCGAAGGCCAAGGUCUGGCUCAACAGCCUGCCCGAUGGAGAAAAGUUCCUGAACCGUCCUUUUGCCCGGGUAGACCGACCCAAAUUGAAGCGAAUGCUGCUGGAGCGCUGUAAUGCUGCGGGCGUUACGUUCCUGUACGGCAAGGUGUCCGGGUGUUGCCACGGUGAGGGGAGCUCCGAGGUGCAGCUGGCGGAUGGCAGGAAGAUUCGCGGGUCGUUGGUGCUGGACGCCACGGGACACUCGCGGCGGUUAGUGGAGUACGACAAGAAGUUUGACCCCGGGUUUCAGGGGGCGUAUGGGAUUGUGGCGGAGGUGGAGUCUCACCCCUUCGACAUCGACACCAUGUUGUUCAUGGACUGGCGCGACGAACACACACACGGCCCAGGCUUGGAGGCCAUGAGGGCGGCCAAUGAGAAGCUGCCCACGUUUUUGUACGCCAUGCCCUUCACCAAAAACAAGGUCUUUCUGGAGGAAACCAGUUUGGUUUCCCGGCCGGCUGUGGGUUUUCCGGAGCUUAAGGAGCGCCUGGAGGCGCGAUUGAAGUGGCUGGGCAUCAAGGUCACCCGGGUGGAGGAGGAGGAGUACUGCCUCAUCCCCAUGGGGGGUGUGCUGCCCAAGCACCCGCAGAGGGUACUGGCGCUGGGGGGCACAGCAGGUAUGGUGCACCCAUCCACCGGCUUCAUGAUCUACCGGAUGAUGAGCGCGGCGCCCACGGUGGCGGAUGCCAUCAUCGACCAGCUCAGUUGCGCUCUACGUCCCGCGGACGAGUCCGAGGCUGUGAGCAUGGCGAACGCCGUCUGGAGAGCCACGUGGCCCGUGGAGCGUGUACGGCAGAGGGCGUUCUUCACGUUUGGAAUGGACGUACUGCUUUCCCUGGACCUGUACGAGAUGAGGGAGUUCUUCAGGGCCUUCUUCAGUCUGAGCAGUUUCCACUGGCAUGGCUUCCUGUCCACACGGCUGUCGUUCCCGCAGUUGAUUGUGUUCGGAUUGUCGCUGUUCCUCAAGUCCUCCAACGCCGCGCGCUCCUCCCUUCUGCUGCGCGGUAUACCCGGCCUGCUGGCCAUGUUGGUGGAGCUGGUGCCCACACUGGGGGGUGCCAGCUAUUACCCGGGGAUGACGUCGCUAAAGGAGCGAAAGGAUGCUGUGGACGCUGCGGCCCGCCAGGCAGCGGCCGCCACGGGGGCCGCUGUACGACAACCGCUACUCGCCACGGCCGGUGCUGUCAUGACCGGCCCCGCGACCGCUGCGGGGAUGCCCGUGGGCGCCGCCGCCGCUGUGCCUGCUGCGGUGGUGCUGGAGAAGGAGAAGGAGGAGGAGGCCUCCGUGACUGUUGGCAACUGAUCUGUCGUCACCUCCGUCGUCAUCAGGUGGUCGUCGUUAUCGGGGGGCCAUGUGCGCAGAGGUGUAAUAAUCCUGAGGGCUGAUCAUGUGCAUGAAGAGGGCUCCAUGAAGAGGGCUCCAUGAAGAGUGAGAAUGUACGUAUCUGGGUGGCAGGUGAGGAGUCCGGCCGCCCCCCUGGCUGCUCCCGUGGGACAACGGCCACGACGACGAUGACAACGACAAGGGAAGUGCUGUGACACGUCGCAUAUGUACAUGUAUGUAUGUAUGUAUGUGUGUGUCUACUAUCUGUCUGUCUGUCCGCUUGUAUGUAUGUGCGUGGAGGAAGCGGGCGGGGUUAGGGAUGAGGGUUUGCUGAAGGCGCCCGACUGGUGGAUGAGUUGGUGGUUGGUGGUUGACAGUUACUCCUCCUUCGUUGCGGCGUAGUUGAGGUGGGUAGAGCCGGGCCAAUCUCGCCUGUGUGUAUGGUACGCAUGUAUGUAUGUACGUAUGCAUGCAUGCAUACCUUUCACGUGAGCU